Molecule: messenger RNA, 1137 nt
Organism: Rotaria sp. Silwood2
Lineage: Eukaryota; Metazoa; Rotifera; Eurotatoria; Philodinida; Philodinidae
Source: the annotation of a GenBank genome assembly
AUGCAAGUAACAGGAUCAGGAUCAGAUGAUGUUGGUGUAUUUACAAUCGAUGGAAUUUAUUCAUUUGAAACAAACCGAAUAGGUAUGACAAAAACAUAUCAAUUAGGUACAGGCGAUCGAUCAGAAAACUUAGGUCAUCAAGUCACAAUUCAAUUAGCAUGGAACGCUCGAAAUCGUCAAUUCGAAGGUAUCAGAUGUGCUCAAAGUCAUCAUUUGUGUAUGGACUGUUCAAAAUCUAUGGUUUCAUUAUUUCUUGCUGAACCAAAAACAAAUCUUCCACCAAAAUGCAUGAUAUGUAAAGUAGCACUUAAUUCAUCAGUAUUUGAGCGACAGCUUUCACCACAAGAUUAUGAAAGAUAUACAAGGAUAAUGUUGAGUCUUUUAUGGUACAAAGAUUGUAUGAAAGAUAAUGAAGAACUUGUUCAUUGUGGAUUUUGCUCAUAUACAGAAAUUCAAGUUAAAUCGUUUGGUUCUCAGUUUAUGUUUUGUAAACACAAAGGCUGUAAAAAAGUUUCAUGUCUCGUUUGUUUACAUGAAGUACCAAAACUAGCAGAAGAUUAUGAUGCAGAUGAGGAUGAUGAAUACGAAGAAAAUAUGGAAAAGAUUGAAAAACAUUUUAAAUGUGCAGAACUUAAAGAAUCAAAGAAUAUUUUUGAUAAAGCUAUGGAAAAUGGACAACAAGUAGCUUGUCCUGUUUGUGGCUUAGCUGGAAUGAAGGAUGAUGCAUGUACACACAUGACAUGUCCUGAUUGUCAAACAGUUUGGUGUUAUUUUUGUGGUCUUGCAGAAUCAGCUUGUGAUAAAAGUGAAGACGAUGAUGAUUUAGAUGAAACAGCAGCCGCUAUAUAUCGGCAUAAUACUGAUUGGGAAAUAAAUCCACAACGUUGUCCAAUGUAUCUUACUGCUCUUCAAGAUAUUGAUAAAAGUUGGUCAAAUGAUGAACAUGAAUGUCUUGAAAAGUUUCAUAGAAUCCGUUCACUUAAAUAUCUUCAUCAAGCAUAUGAACAAUUAGGAGCAAAUGUAUUUGAACAACUUGAAAAACAAUUUGGCAUUAUUAGUACAUGUGGUUUUACAUUAGACGAUAUUAAAGAUGGCGAUUUACAACUAAUUGAUUAUGGUUUGUUAAAUGAAAUAUAA